UUAAGAACCAAGUUGCUCCAAGGAUCAGACUUUGUGCUUCACUAUGAAGGGGUCCAUCAUCUGGUUCAUAUUUUUUAUCGGUUUCGUGGGAGGCUUAGGACAAAAUCCAAGGCCAAAGAAAAGGAGCAACAGUGAAGAGAUUCAUUUUCAGACGAAAGGUAAAGAUGCCUGCACAAUGAGUAUGAGUGGAAAUGGUGAUGUGAAGCUAAGAAUAGAAUGUAGGAAUCAAGGCAAGACUUACUGGUGUGAAUAUACUGGCAAACCAUCACUUUGUCGUCCUUUUAAUAACAAUCCAAGGAUUUACUGGAAUCAGAUUGCCAUGGAACUAAGAAAACGGACCAACGCCUGUCACUCCAAUCUAGUUCUGAAGCCUACAAUGUGUCAGAAGGCUUCUUCUGAAGCCCACAUGAAGCAAGUGGCUUCUAGCAUAAAACCAAAGCCAAAUCCUAUCCAACAAGUCGAUAUUGGCAGUCAAGCAAAGAUGGUCCAAAAACCCCUGUCUUCUGCAAAGCAAGUUAAAGAAAGCCAAGCAGCGAAAGGUUACGUUAAAAAAUCAGGGAAGCCCAAACCAUCUUCUCUACCUCCUGUAAAACCAACUGAACAAGGCCUGGUGUCCGAAAAUGACUCUGAAGCAAUGAAGUUGGCACGGGAGCAUUGCUGGGAGUCCUUGCAUAACGUUUGUACCUACAUCAUCAGCAUCUUUAGAGGCUGA
This is a messenger RNA of Elgaria multicarinata webbii, 712 nucleotides long. RefSeq names its product fibroblast growth factor binding protein 2 (gene FGFBP2). Gene Ontology annotation, molecular function: growth factor binding. Bases 44 to 712 code for a protein of 222 amino acids. Gene Ontology annotation, biological process: cell-cell signaling. The transcript has a single exon. The record is from RefSeq and is a predicted model, not a curated record. Lineage: Eukaryota; Metazoa; Chordata; Lepidosauria; Squamata; Anguidae.